Perognathus longimembris pacificus (Pacific pocket mouse) is the source of this 2027-nucleotide messenger RNA. It is a transcript of the gene Tbx19, whose product is annotated as T-box transcription factor 19. Gene Ontology annotation, cellular component: nucleus. Gene Ontology annotation, biological process: regulation of transcription by RNA polymerase II; positive regulation of DNA-templated transcription; mesoderm formation. The record is from RefSeq and is a predicted model, not a curated record. NCBI's taxonomy places the organism in Eukaryota, Metazoa, Chordata, Mammalia, Rodentia, Heteromyidae. Gene Ontology annotation, molecular function: RNA polymerase II cis-regulatory region sequence-specific DNA binding; DNA-binding transcription factor activity, RNA polymerase II-specific. The transcript is spliced from 8 exons. Bases 138 to 1484 code for a protein of 448 amino acids.
UCCGGUAGGAGCCCCGGCACCUUCUUCCAGUUCCCCAGGAACCGUUCAGCUGGGUUUGUAAAGCAGGCAAGUGAGGGAAGGAAGGAGCUAGAAGGAGCUAAGAUAGGCAGUGGCUCUCAGCAAAGUUUGAGAAGCCCAUGGCUAUGGGUGAUCCAGGUACUCAGAAGAGCAGCGAUGGUUCUGUUUCUCGCCUGCUCAAUGUGGUAGAAAGUGAGCUCCAGGCAGGCAGGGAGAAAGGUGACCCUACAGAGAAGCAGCUUCAGAUCGUCCUGGAGGAUGCACCCCUUUGGCAGAGAUUCAAAGAAGUCACUAAUGAGAUGAUUGUGACCAAGAAUGGAAGACGGAUGUUUCCGGUCCUAAAGAUUAGUGUCACAGGGCUGGACCCCAAUGCCAUGUACUCCCUUCUGCUGGACUUCGUACCCACUGACAGCCACCGCUGGAAGUAUGUGAAUGGGGAGUGGGUGCCAGCGGGCAAGCCCGAGGUCUCCAGCCACAGCUGCGUCUACAUCCACCCGGACUCCCCCAACUUUGGGGCCCACUGGAUGAAAGCUCCCAUCUCCUUCAGCAAAGUGAAGCUGACCAACAAGCUCAACGGAGGUGGGCAGAUAAUGCUGAAUUCUCUGCAUAAGUAUGAACCACAGAUUCACAUAGUGCGUGUUGGGGGGGCCCAUAGAAUGGUCAUGAACUGCUCCUUCCCUGAAACCCAGUUCAUCGCUGUGACUGCUUAUCAGAAUGAGGAGAUAACAGCUCUCAAAAUCAAGUACAACCCUUUUGCCAAGGCCUUUCUGGAUGCCAAGGAAAGAAAUCACCUAAAAGACAUUCCAGAGGUUGUUGCUGAGAGUCAGCAUGUUACCUACUCUCACUUGGGAGGCUGGAUCUUCUCCAAUCCGGAUGGCAUGUGUGCAGCUGGCAAUACCAAUUACCAGUAUGCUACUCCUUUGCCUCUGCCUGCUCCGCACACCCACCAUGGCUGUGAGCACUAUUCUGGCCUCCGAGGACACCGGCAGGCUCCCUACCCUUCUGCCUAUAUGCAUAGAAACCAUUCUCCCUCAGUGAAUUUGAUAGAAAGCUCAAGCAAUAAUCUGCAAGUUUUCUCAGGACCGGACAACUGGACUUCCUUAUCCUCCACACCCCAUACCAGUAUCCUGACUGUACCCCACACCAAUGGACCAAUCAAUCCAGGACCCAGCCCUUAUCCGUGCCUGUGGACCAUCAGCAAUGGAGGUGGGGGCUCUGCUGGGUCAGGCUCAGAGGUGCACCCUGGCACCCCCGGAGCGUUUCUCCUUGGUAAUCCAGCGGUGACAUCGCCCUCUUCCAUGCUCCCAACCCAGGCACCCACUGCAACUGGGGUGGAGGUCUUGGGGGAGCCCUCGCUGACCAGCAUUGCCGUGUCUACCUGGACAGCAGUGGCCUCCCAUCCCUUCCCAGGCUGGGGUGGCUCAGGUGGGGGUGGGCGCCAUUCUCCCUCCUCUUUGGACAGUUAGGCAGGUUCCUAAGAGCCUCAGUCAGCAGGGGACACUCUGCACAUUCCAUCUGCUGAUUCCAGUGAAUUAGACUGCAGGGUCUCUUCAUCCUGUGGGCUGGAGAGCCAGGUCAAUUAUUCCAGAAGUCCUUUGGGAGGUGACUGACUUUGGAUGAUGCUAAUUAUGUCACUCAACGGCCCUGGCCCUCUGUCAUUCCCCUUAGCUCUCCUGUUUUCUCUGAGUUUGUCCUUGCCAUGCUGACAGUUGACUGUCCUUGUGCUCUGCCUCCUCCUCCCAAGUGGUUCUGCAAAGCCUCACUUCCUUUUCUCUGGAGGUGAUGUGUACCUGUGAAUUAAGUCCAUAAUUUGCCUAGUAAGUCACUGCUUUAUAAUUUAUGUGAAGCCUGGGAAAGUACAUGUGGCCAGAAAAAAAGAGGGUGUGAUUCCCUAAAGUUACCAAGAAUGAAACAAAGAAUCGUAGGAGGCUGAGGUCCGAGGAUCAUGGUUUGAAGCCAGCCCUGGCAGGAAAGUCUGUGAGACUCACAUCUCCAGUAAACUAUUCAGA